Messenger RNA from Mycena indigotica, 969 nucleotides. Its product is annotated as Peptidyl-prolyl cis-trans isomerase. The record is from RefSeq and is a predicted model, not a curated record. NCBI's taxonomy places the organism in Eukaryota, Fungi, Basidiomycota, Agaricomycetes, Agaricales, Mycenaceae. The transcript is spliced from 7 exons. The coding region runs from base 1 to 969 and encodes 322 amino acids. Gene Ontology annotation, molecular function: peptidyl-prolyl cis-trans isomerase activity. Gene Ontology annotation, cellular component: intracellular membrane-bounded organelle. Gene Ontology annotation, biological process: protein peptidyl-prolyl isomerization.
AUGCGCCCCCGCGUAUUCCUAGAUUGGAAUAUCCAGAACGAACCUCUGGGCAGAGUUAUCUUUGAGUUGUUCAAUGAUGAAGCACCACGGACUUGUGAGAACUUUCGCGCCCUUUGCACUGGAGAAAAGGGCCUCUCGAGCGCGGGCAUUCCGCUCUACUACAAGAAUUGCAUUUCACAUCGUAUAAUUCGCGACUUUAUGAUUCAAGCUGGUGAUUUCACCAAGCGAAAUGGUCAAGGUGGUGAAUCUAUCUAUGGAGCGCCAUUUGAAGACGAGAAUCUCGACCGACCUGUCGAUAGCCCUUUCCUCUUGUGCAUGGCCAACAAAGGUCCAAACACCAACGGCUCCCAAUUCUUCAUCACUCUGCGUGAGUGCCCACAUUUGAACGGCAAGCAUACCGUAUUUGGUCGCGUAGUCCGUGGCGAGGAUGUAGUGUUGAAACUGGGAGAUGUUGAAGUUGAUGAAAAGUCGCGUCCUUUGACCACAGUUUCCAUCACCAACUCGGGGGAGCUUGAACUGCGUAAAGGCACGUAUAAAAUGCUUUCCAAGCCUGAAGCUCCUACCUCGCCUGAGUCAGAAGAGGAACGUGAAGCUCGCCGACGUCGUCCCAAGUCAAAACGCUCAGCCAGUGAAGAGUCCGAACGACGUCAUCGCAAGAAGUCCAAGAAAGAAAGUCGGCGACAAGCGACAAGUCCUGAACCGCAAGUCACAACAGGAACGCGUCAGGAAACGGAGGAGGAAUAUGACGCGCGAUUAGAGAGGGAAGAAAACGAACGAAUCAAGGAGCAAAAGAGGAAAGAGCUGGAAAGAAUCAAAGAGCGAUACGAACGGGAAGCUCAAACAAAUCAUGAAGGCGUUAGGUAUAAAGGCCGUGGGCGAAUGGUGUUCCUAGAUCCAGGUGGGUUGGCUUGCUUUACUUUCACGAAUGUUACUUCUUCUAACUACAACAACACAGAAACUCGACGAUAG